CUCACCAUGAGACUGGUACUCCCUAACCCAGGACUGGAACUCCGGAUCCCUAACCAUGAGGAUCUGGAGAAGAUGGAAAAAGAGGAGGCCGAGGACAGGCCCAAGUGGGACAACAAAGUCCAAUACGUCUUAACGUGUGUGGGUUUUUGCAUUGGGCUCGGUAAUGUGUGGAGAUUCCCUUACUUGUGUCAAAGUCAUGGAGGAGGUGCCUUUUUGAUUCCCUACUUGAUCCUGCUGGUGCUGGAAGGGUUGCCUCUCUUGCUGCUGGAGUUUGCUAUCGGCCAGCGUCUCAGGCAAGGCAGUGUUGGAGUGUGGAGGGCCAUCAGCCCUUAUCUGACUGGUGUUGGUAUAGCCUCCAUGCUGGUUUCCUUUUUGAUUGGACUGUACUACAACACCUUGGUAGCCUGGAUCCUGUGGUAUCUCUUCAAUUCCUUUCAAAGCCCUCUGCCUUGGACUCAGUGUCCCCUCAAUGAAAAUGGGACAGGAUAUGUACCAGAGUGCCAACAGAGCUCCACUGUGGAUUACUACUUUUACAGAGUCACUCUGAACAGUACAACCUCUAUAGAGGACUCUGGAGGUAUUCACUGGCCUAUGGUAGUCUGCCUGCUAGCUGCCUGGACAGUCAUCGCUAUAUGCUGCAUAAGAGGCAUCAGCACAUCAGGCAAGGCGGUGUAUGUCACAGCCAUUCUGCCUUACAUAGUGCUGGCCAUCUUCCUGAUCCGAGGACUGACUCUCAAAGGUGCCCUGAGUGGCAUAAAGUUCCUCUUCACACCAGACGUGGAUGAGUUGAUGAACCCAACUACUUGGUUGGAUGCAGGUGCCCAGGUCUUUUAUGCAUUUGGUUUGGCAUGGGGAGGCCUCAUCUCCUUCUCAAGCUACAACCCUGUUCAUAACAACUGCAUGCAAGAUGCUUUGAUUCUGUUUGCUGUAACUGGCCUCACCUCAGUUUAUGCUGCCACAGUCACCUACACCAUCAUCGGCUUCAGAGCCACAGAGAAAUAUGACAACUGUAUUAGCGAUAACAUCAUGACAUUAUUAAAUGCAUUUGGCCUUCCUGAAGACAGCAUUGAUACAAGCAACUACGAAGCAGCCUUUAAUCAUCUGAACAGCACCUACCCUGAUAUUGUUCCUGGAUUGGACAUCAAAAUCUGUGACAUACAGAAACUUCUCAGUGAGGGAGUGGAGGGAACCGGUCUGGCCUUCAUUGUGUUUACAGAAGCUAUCAUCAAGAUGCCUGGUUCCCCAGCCUGGUCUAUCCUCUUUUUCAUCAUGCUUUGCUGCUUAGGACUCUCAACCAUGUUUGGCAGUGUUGAGGGAGUGGUGGCCCCACUGAGAGACCUAAAUAUAUUCCCUAAAAAAUGGCCCCAAGAAGCACUGAAUGGAGUGACAUGUAUUGUCGCCUUCAUCAUAUCCUUCCUGUUUAUGCAGCGUUCAGGGAUUUAUUGGGUAACUCUCUUUGACAACUUUGCUGGAUCUGUUCCUCUUCUGACUAUUGGAUUGUUUGAGAUGAUAGCGGUCGUGUACAUCUACGGCAUUGACAGGUUCAAUGAGGACUUGGAGUUCAUGGUUGGACAUAAGCCCUCCAUCUUCUGGCAGGUUUCAUGGAGGUUCAUCAGUCCUUUGAUCAUUCUGGUUAUUUUGGUUUUCUACCUGGUGACACAAGCUCAAAAAAAGCUCACCUAUUCAGUCUGGGAUCCAAACUCUGAGAAGUUCCCGUCUCUGGCAUCAGUGCCAUACCCUUCAUGGAUCAGUGUAGUCAUCUUUCUUCUGGCUGGAAUCCCCAGUCUGGCAAUGCCUCUGUAUGCAUUAUGUCACCUGGUCUUUGUUUGUUGGAAGAAGAAAAAUUAGUAUCCAGUCAAAAAUAUAACAAAAUGCAAGUUCAAUGCAAAUUCAGUUGUUACUCGUUGCAUUAAUUAGCCUUGUAAUAUGGUAUCUUGCUACACUGGGCAACUCAUGAAUAAUGGAAUAAAUAAUACAAUUCUACCAAUAUCUAAAAAUGUAUAUCUAUUGGAAUAUAAACAAUAUAGCAAGUAUAAACUUUCUAAUAAACAUGGCUUAAUGUGAGCAUUGCAUGCAGCUGAACUCUGACAGCAUAAAUGAUCUACAACUUGGAAAGCAGACAGUAGUGUCAUGGGUUCACCUCAUCAGUUGAUCUUUAGAAGUCAUAAACAGGUGGGUUGUGUGUGUGACCUAACUAUAGAGUAUACAUGUUUAGACAAGCAGAAGAUAUAGAGCAGCAGUGGCCAAGAGAGGGAGACACUGACAGAUCAUAGAGUGGUAGUCAGGUUCAGGUAAACCAGAUGCAACAAAGCACAACAUACUGUAGUGUCUGACAGCAAUGUUGAAAGUGCUCUAACUGUUAAAAUAUUAACUGACCAUUAUUACUAUAACAAUAAAUCUGUUA
This is a messenger RNA of Larimichthys crocea (large yellow croaker), 2404 nucleotides long. RefSeq names its product sodium-dependent neutral amino acid transporter B(0)AT1-like. The transcript is spliced from 12 exons. Gene Ontology annotation, biological process: neutral amino acid transport; nitrogen compound transport; sodium ion transmembrane transport. Bases 7 to 1848 code for a protein of 613 amino acids. Lineage: Eukaryota; Metazoa; Chordata; Actinopteri; Sciaenidae. Gene Ontology annotation, cellular component: brush border membrane; plasma membrane; apical plasma membrane. The record is from RefSeq and is a predicted model, not a curated record. Gene Ontology annotation, molecular function: neutral L-amino acid transmembrane transporter activity.